AUGAAGUCCAGAGCAAUCUUCUUACACCGUUCUCUCCAGGCUAUCCGACGGUCUCUUAAAGGGGAAAAAGAUCCCAAACCCCACCACCACCAUCUCUCCAUCACCCCCAAAUCCGCCAUCGCCAUUCUUCCUCCUAAAAAGGUCAUCAAAGCCCUCUACGACUACCAGCCCGAAUACGGAAACUCCCAGGAACUGGCCUUCAGCAAGGGCGACUUCUUUCACGUCAUCAGCAGGGAGGACGAUCUCGACUGGUACGAAGCUUGCAAUCCCCUCAUCCCUAGUGCAAGGGGGCUGGUUCCCGUGUCCUUUUUCGAGGUUAUCGGCAAAAACGAGCGCGACGGUGGCGGGACAAUCGACCUUCAUAAGCCUCACGACUCCGGUUUCUCUGAUCGAGCCCCCGCCGCGUUUCCCCCUCUGGAUCCCUCCUCUCCCCCUCAGAAGAUCUCGCCGCACCCCGCCUUUCCCAGGAUGUCCACCUUGGGCAAGGCCUCCAGCGCCAUGGUCUAUGGCAUAGUGCAGUAUGACUUCCAGGCCGAGCGACCGGACGAACUGGACGCCAAGGCCGGCGAGGCCAUCAUCGUCAUCGCCCAGUCCAACCCCGAAUGGUUCGUCGCCAAACCCAUCGGCCGUCUGGGCGGUCCCGGCCUCAUUCCCGUCUCCUUCAUCGAACUGCGCGACAUGCAGACCGGCCAGGCCGUGACGGACCCACUGGAGGCCGUCCGACGCGCCGGCGUUCCGAAAGUGGAGGAGUGGAAGAAGAUGACCGCCGAAUACAAGAACAGCAGCAUCACGCUGGGCAAGAUCGAUUCCGCCGCAGCCGCCGCCAACAACAUGCAGUCUGUCACCGCGAAUAUGGACAAGAUGUCCAUGAGCCACCAGAGCAAUGGCCACAUGAGCCAGAACGGCAAUUACUAUAGCUAUCACAAUCGCAAUGCUAGCAAAAAUUCCGUCUCGCACAUGUCCCAACCGCCACAGAGCUACCAACAGCCCCUCGUUGCCCCCGUCGCCGCCUCGAUACCGCGAUAUUGCUUCGAUAACGACAAGUAUUGGUAUAUUAUUGAGGCCAAGAUGGAGGAUGGGCGCUGCUGGGAGCUGUCUCGAUACUACCACGAUUUCUACGACUUCCAGAUCGCCCUUCUGACCCAGUUCGAGGAGGAGGCCGGCAAUCGCGGCCGGCCCCGCACCCUGCCCUUCAUGCCCGGCCCCGUCACCCAUGUCACGGAUGCCAUCUCCAACGGCCGUCGACAGAACCUCGACGAGUACAUCAAAAAGCUUCUUUCCAUGCCGCCGCACAUUUCUCGCUGUCAACUCGUCCGACAGCUCUUUGCACCGCGCCAGGGCGACUUUGAGAUCGACCCGAGCGCGUUCGGCGAGGAUGCGCGGUUCUCCGGCGGCUCGCAUCACUCGUCGGGCCCCGAGGCCUCCCGCAGCGCGUCGCGUCAGUCGUCCCAGGCCCAGAUGAACGCCCCAGAUCGCACCUCCCACCAACGGGGGCAGGCGUCGCUCUCCCAUACCAACGGCGGACCGCCUCCGAUGAACCGCCAACCCAGUUCGAUCACCCAGGUGUCCACCACCUCGAGCAGCGGGGCCAUGAAAGUGAAGGUGUUUUUCCAGGACGAUCUGAUCGCCAUCCGGGUGCCGAGUGACAUCAACGUGCACCAGCUGAAGGAGAAGCUCAUGGACCGGCUGAAGCUGCACGACGACAUCACGGUGCAAUACAAGGACGAGCCGUCGGGCACGUAUGUCGACCUGAUCAGCGACAGUGAUCUUGAUACCGCCAUUCAACGCAACUCCAAACUUACGCUUUAUGUUGGGCUCGCCUAG
Molecule: messenger RNA, 1824 nt
Organism: Aspergillus terreus NIH2624
Lineage: Eukaryota; Fungi; Ascomycota; Eurotiomycetes; Eurotiales; Aspergillaceae
Product: phosphatidylinositol-3-phosphate-binding protein BEM1
Exons: 4
Coding region: 1-1824 (607 amino acids)
Biological process (GO): conjugation with cellular fusion
Cellular component (GO): mating projection tip
Molecular function (GO): protein binding; phosphatidylinositol binding
Source: RefSeq, a predicted model, not a curated record